Molecule: messenger RNA, 473 nt
Organism: Rhizophagus irregularis DAOM 181602=DAOM 197198
Lineage: Eukaryota; Fungi; Glomeromycota; Glomeromycetes; Glomerales; Glomeraceae
Source: RefSeq, a predicted model, not a curated record
AUCGAUUGUCGGCUGGAAUGUUGAAAAUGAAAACGAAGCUCAACUUGAAUUUGAAUUUUCUGUCAAUAAAGUUACACUCAAUGUUGAUAAAUUCAAUCAACAAAUAUGUAUCUCUGAUGACAAGAAACUUGCGUAUAUAGAUAAUUAUGAUAGUUUGAAAUUAUGCGAUAAAAUGAAUGAUGGCAUAAUUGAAUUAGAUUUUCACAAACACAGGGGCAUUGUUGCUUUGUUUUGUGCUUUUAACCUAAAUGAUGAACUUAUAUUAUACAAUACGGAUGGGAAUAAAGGGAAAUAUUUUAUUUGUAUUUACUCCUUACAAAGUAAAAAUAACAAAUAUAAGUGCAAAAGAAUGUACUGGCUACCAAGAGAAAAUAAACAAGUUAGCAUAUCCAGAAGUGAUGAAUUUUAUUUAUUUUCAAAUAAUUCCAUUUAUGAAUUUAAUCUUACUACUGAAAAAAUGAUAAAAAUAUUUG